This is a messenger RNA of Histoplasma mississippiense, 234 nucleotides long. RefSeq lists its product with no specific name. Bases 1 to 234 code for a protein of 77 amino acids. The record is from RefSeq and is a predicted model, not a curated record. The transcript is spliced from 2 exons. NCBI's taxonomy places the organism in Eukaryota, Fungi, Ascomycota, Eurotiomycetes, Onygenales, Ajellomycetaceae. Gene Ontology annotation, molecular function: nucleic acid binding.
AUGCCUUGGCCACCAUAUUCACCUGAUUUAAAUCUCAUUGAAAAUUUAUGGUCAAUCAUGAAGAGGGAGAUUUACAAGAUCCAGCCAGAGUUAGAGUUUGCAGAUAACACAGUGGCACUAUUUAUAGAAACUGUCAAAGAGGCCUGGAAUUCAAUAGAUGAAAUAGCUGCUGGUUCCGCUGUUGCGCGGCUACGGCCUUUAGCCCCCCCACAACCCAACGAGUGCGCCAGCUGA